Molecule: messenger RNA, 1341 nt
Organism: Cherax quadricarinatus
Lineage: Eukaryota; Metazoa; Arthropoda; Malacostraca; Decapoda; Parastacidae
Source: RefSeq, a predicted model, not a curated record
GUGUGGUUCCAGAACCGGCGAGCAAAAUGGCGCCGUCAGGAGAAGAUGGAACAAGCGCAGCUGCGCCUUCACGAGCAGUCCAUGGGCCUACUGCAUAGGCCUUCCGGUCCACCGGGGCCCCUGGACCACUUCUUCCCACCUCUGCUGCCAGGCCUGCCAGGCCUACCCAGCCUACAAGGCACCAUGCCUUCCAUUCAUGGCGGUCUGACAGCCAUGGGCGGGGCUGUCUCCUCUCUACCUGGCUUUUUAACCCACCCGCACGCAGCCUACCCUUCUUAUCUCACCCCGCCCACCUCCUCAGCCAUGGGCGUGGGUCCGCCGAGCGCGCCCACAUCUACAGCCCCGCCCGCUUUCACCACGCCUCCUCUACCCAUGUCUCCGCCCCUGCCAACCCCCGUGCAGGAGCGGGCCUCCCCCCCAGCAGGGGCUGAGGACGACCUCAGGUCAUCCUCCAUUGUGGCACUGAGACUCAGAGCCAAGGAACACCUGGAGAGCCUCGUCAGGACCUCAGCACUCGUAUGAAUCCACUACUUCAGCAGCUCGUUCCACAGUCGAGUAACUCAGCCAUAUUCUUCGGCCGGGUUCUUCAGUUAGUCUCCGAAGGUACUCAAUCCUUCAGCCAGCUCAGUCCAUAGCUCUUGGCACUUCGCUAACCUGAGGUGAUAUAACUCCAACGCAACAGCUCUCAGACCUCUGUACUUCACACUCAGACCUUGAGAGAGUCAGUCUACCCUUGAACUUCACGCUAGAGAUUGUCUUGGCUUCAAUGCGGCUAUCUAAACAGAAGGUGUAAUCUUUUACGAAUGGCUUAUAGAGAUCAUGGUUGGCCUGUAAUAGUCGUGGCUAACUUACAGAGAUCAUGGAUGACCUGCAGUAAUCGUGGCUGACUUACAGAAGUCAUGGCUGACGUGCAGUAAUCGUGGCUGACUUACAGAAGUCAUGGAUGACCCUCAGUAAGCGUGGCUAAGUUACAGAGGUCAUGGCUGACCUGCAGUAAUCGUGGCUAAAUUACAGAGGUCAUGGAUGACCUGCAGUAAUCGUGGCUAAGUUACAGAGGUCAUGGAUGACCUGCAGUAAUCGUGGCUAAGUUACAGAGGUCAUGGCUGACCUGCAGUAAUCGUGCCUAAGUUACAGAGGUCAUGGCUGACCUGCAGUAAUCGCGGCUUAGUUACAGAGGUCAUGGCUGACCUGCAGUAAUCGCGGCUUAGUUACAGAGGUCAUGGAUGACCUGCAGUAAUCGCGGCUUAGUUACAGAGGUCAUGGAUGAUCUGCAGUAAUCGCGGCUUAGUUACAGAGGUCAUGGUGACCUGCAGUAAUCGCGGCUUAGUUACAGAGGUCAUG